Messenger RNA from Sporisorium graminicola, 1737 nucleotides. RefSeq lists its product as uncharacterized. The record is from RefSeq and is a predicted model, not a curated record. Gene Ontology annotation, cellular component: membrane. Lineage: Eukaryota; Fungi; Basidiomycota; Ustilaginomycetes; Ustilaginales; Ustilaginaceae. The coding region runs from base 1 to 1737 and encodes 578 amino acids. The transcript is spliced from 2 exons. Gene Ontology annotation, molecular function: antiporter activity; xenobiotic transmembrane transporter activity. Gene Ontology annotation, biological process: xenobiotic detoxification by transmembrane export across the plasma membrane.
AUGAGCUUUACGCCACGUUACGGCUCGUCCGUCACCAGGGACUAUACCUUGCUGCAAGGUCAUCCAAGCUCUUAUCAGCACUUUGGCGCACUGGGAACGAGCCAACCCCGCGAUGCAACUCAUGGUCAAGACGGCGACGGUUACAGCACUCAGGACGAUCACGACAACGAUGACCACGAUGCUGAUGCCGCGACGUCCUCCAUCCACGUGGAUGAUGCUACCGACAACGGGCUGAGUGGCAUAUCGCUGCCUCCCAAUCACCUUGCUGUACCCAACUCGCCCGCUUUUGGCCGUACAAAUAGGCUCGCGACCGCCCCCGUUGCCUCGCCCCGAAAACGAAGACCUAGCGUGAACGCCUACCCACAGGUGGCGGGCAUCCCCUCCGAGUAUUUGCUCGGUGGUUCUGCAGUCCCCCCACCAACGCACCCUGCCGGCUCAGCCUCCAACAUCGCGCUCGGAGCACCCGCUGCGCCCAUCUCGGCUCACACACCCAGCAAGCCAAAUAGAAGCUCGCGAGAACAGAGUCGCGAGCGCCACAGUGAAGAGCUGGACGCCAACGAAUCGACUUCACUGCUGCCCCGACGAAGUGAUGUCCACGCCACACAUGGUGCCAGUGUCGUAUCUGACUCGUACGGUGCCGCGCGUCGCGAGUCAUUGGAUGACGUUAGCAUCGUCAGCGGUAGUGGGCCUAGUGUCAGUGGCUGGGCGGCUGCCAACAUGAUGCGCGAAGCUCCUCUUCCCGGUGUCGAGCAGAUCGAGUCAAUCGCACGCGAAUCUCACGACAACAUCGCUUGGAGGGAAGCUAGGGUCCUCAUCGGCUACACCGUGCCCAUUUUCGCCACUCAUUUGCUCGAACUCUCGCUUUCGGUCGCAUCUGUCUUUUCACUCGGUCAUCUCGGCACAGUCCAGCUAGCGGCUGCUUCUCUCUCCAGCAUGACCGCCAACGUCUCCGGCUUCAGUGUACUUUCCGGCUUCAUCUCGGCAUUGGACACGCUGCUUCCCUCGGCCUACACCCAACAGCCUAAAUCCGUCGGCCUGUGGACGCAGCGCAUGGGCGUCAUCCUCAUAGCUAUCCUGCCCCUGAUCCUUGCCGUGUGGCUCAAUGCCGAAGCCAUCCUCAUUCGGAUCGGCCAGGAUCCCGAAGUCGCGUACCUUGCUGGACGCUACCUCUCCAUCCUUGCCAUCGGUCUGCCCGGUUAUGCGCUAUUCGAAGUCUGCCGACGAUAUCUCCAGGCGCAAGGACUCAUGCACGCUCCUACAGUCGUGCUCAUCUUUGUAUCGCCGCUCAACGCCUUCGCCAACUAUCUGCUGGUGUGGGGCCCUGAAUCGAUUCGUCUGGGCUUCAUCGGUGCUCCGCUCGCUUCUGCGCUGUCCAUGUGGCUUAUGGCUGUCCUCUGCUUCCUGCAGUGCGUUCUGGCUCCUCGCGACGCAUGGGAUGGCUUCACCACCGCCGCCUUUAAAUGGGAUGGCAUCAAACCCGUGCUCUCGCUUGGCUUUGCCGGUAUGGUCAGUCUCGCCGCAGAAUGGUGGGCUUGGGAAAUCGUGGGCCUCGUCACCAGUCAGCUCGGGGUUGUGGCCCUCGCUGCUCAAUCUGUUCUCCUCGUGAGCUCUUCUGUCACCUAUCAGCUGCCCUUUGGGGCCUCGGUGGCCACCGCCGUGCGAGUUGGAAAUUUGCUCGGUGCCAAUCGACCCGACGAAGCUAAGAUCUCCAGCAGGGUCAUGGGGCUGGCUGUUUAG